Rattus norvegicus (Norway rat) is the source of this 4577-nucleotide messenger RNA. RefSeq names its product tweety family member 3 (gene Ttyh3). Gene Ontology annotation, cellular component: plasma membrane; membrane. Gene Ontology annotation, molecular function: calcium ion binding. The record is from RefSeq and is a predicted model, not a curated record. Gene Ontology annotation, biological process: L-glutamate transmembrane transport; chloride transmembrane transport. NCBI's taxonomy places the organism in Eukaryota, Metazoa, Chordata, Mammalia, Rodentia, Muridae.
CGCCCGCCCGCCAUGGCCGGGGUCAGCUACGCGGCGCCCUGGUGGGUGAGCCUCUUGCACCGGCUGCCGCACUUCGACCUGCGGUGGGAGGCCACCAGCAGCCAAUUCCGGCCCGAGGACGCUGACUACCAGCAGGCGUUGCUGCUGCUGGGGGCCGCUGCCCUGGCCUGCCUGGCCCUAGACCUCCUUUUCCUGCUCUUCUAUUCCUUCUGGCUAUGCUGCCGGCGGAGGAAAACAGACGAGCACCUGGAUGCAGACUGCUGCUGCACCGCCUGGUGCGUCAUCAUCGCCACAUUGGUCUGCAGUGCGGGCAUCGCGGUGGGAUUCUACGGCAACGGGGAGACCAGCGAUGGCGUUCAUCGAGCCACCUACUCACUCCGCCAUGCCAACCGCACAGUGGCAGGGGUCCAGGACCGAGUGUGGGACACGGCUGCGGCCCUGAACCGCACAGCGGAGCCCAACCUCCAGAGCCUGGAGAAGCAGCUGGCUGGGCGACCAGAGCCGCUGAGGGCUGUGCAGCGGCUGCAGACCCUCCUGGGGACACUGCUGGGCUAUACUGCCGCCAUCCCCUUUUGGAGGAACCCCGGAGUGUCGCUGGAGGUGCUAGCUGAACAGGUGGACCUCUACGACUGGUACAGGUGGCUGGGGUACCUGGGCCUGCUGUUACUCGAUGUCAUCAUCUGCCUCCUAGUGCUGGUGGGCCUCAUCCGAAGCUCCAAGGGUAUCUUGGUUGGGGUCUGCUUGCUGGGUGUCUUGGCCCUGGUCAUCAGCUGGGGUGCAUUGGGCUUGGAGCUGGCCGUGUCUGUGGGCUCCAGCGACUUCUGCAUAGACCCUGACACCUUUGUGACCAAGAUGGUGGAGGAGUACUCAGUGCUGAGUGGGGACAUUUUGCAAUACUACUUGGCUUGCUCGCCCCGUGCCACCAACCCCUUCCAGCAGAAGCUGUCAGGCAGCCACAAGGCUCUCGUGGAAAUGCAAGAUGUCGUUGCCGAGCUGCUGAAGAAUGUCCCCCGGGAGCACCCAGCCACCAAGGAUCCCUUGCUCCGAGUCCAGGAGGUGCUCAACGGCACGGAGGUGAAUCUCCAACAUCUCACCGCCCUGGUGGACUGCCGCAGCUUGCACCUGGACUAUGUGCAGGCACUGACGGGCUUCUGCUACGAUGGUGUGGAGGGCCUCAUCUACCUGGCCCUCUUUUCCUUUGUCACAGCCCUCAUGUUCAGCUCCAUCGUCUGCAGCAUUCCACACACCUGGCAACAGAAGAGAGGCGCAGAUGAGGAUGGGGAAGAGGAGACGGCCCCAGGGCCGAGGCAGGCCCAUGACAGCCUUUACCGAGUGCACAUGCCCAGCCUGUACAGCUGCGGAAGCAGCUACGGCAGUGAAGCCAGCAUCCCAGCCGCCGCCCACACUGUCAGCAAUGCCCCGGUCACCGAGUACAUGAGCCAGAAUGCCAAUUUCCAGAAUCCCCGCUGUGAGAACACCCCCCUCAUUGGGCGCGAGUCCCCACCGCCCUCACGCUACCUGGCUGCCCUGGACUCUGGCAGCCAUGCAGGCUGGCAGUUUAAACCCAUGGACAGCGCCCGAACACUGUGGUAGCUGUACCCUCAGAGUGACAGUACACCUCCAGCAUGAGAGCCAAAUACCUCGCAACGAGCCAGCCUCGCCCCGACUCCAGCGGCAGCGGGCACUAGACCGCGCACCGGCCAGCCAUCUGCCCCCACGUGCCAAUUGCCCCACCCUUCCUAUGCCAGCACUGCUGCUUCUACCCUGCCGGACCCUCCACAAGCCACACCAGGCCAGCCCUAGGCACAUCUGAAGGCCCCCCCGCUAUACCCACACUGCAGGAGGCAUGGAGGUGCCCAGCAUGAGCUCCAGGCCAGCCUGAGAAGUGAGGCUUCUGGGGCACUCGCCUGGACAGACGCUGCCACCAGCAACCUGCCCCCGCCUGCCUCCGUCUCCCCUUGUCCUUCUGUCCUCUUGGGCUCCCUGAGCCCUGCUCUGUGCCAGGUGCUUCUACCCCACGUUCCUUCCACAGGUGACCCUUCACGCUGUCCCUUGCACUCUGGGCGCUCCCUCCCUCCAGCUGCACCAAGCCUUUCCUGGUACUGCCCUAGCUGCUGACACGUGAGGACCACUUCUCCAUUCACAGCCGGCGGACCCUGUGCCUGGCACCCACCUGCUCACCCCCGAAGGAUCCCUUUACACACUCUCGUCUUCGCAAUGUCCGGCGCCUGCCUUCCCUUAUCCACCCAGCUUACUUGGCUCUUCCUGUCGGUUCUGAGUUGCCUCUAGGGUGGGGCUCUUCCUACACCUCCUACCCACAGACUCCCUCAGCGCCCAGCCAGCCCUCCCCCGACAGCAGGUGCCAUGCAGAGCCCAGGUCACUCCCUCCCUGGCCUCUCAGUGCUGGCCACCUUCUUGGUGCCAAACCCUCUUUCCCUUUGUUCCCGGAGAGUGGCAGCUUCUUCGUCCCCUUUGUUUUUGCACUGACCACAUUUGUCAUCUCCAGGGCGGUCUGGGACAUAGGCGACGCAGGACACUGCCCACUUUCCUCUCAAUUUCGUUCUCACCCAGGACAAGCGGCAGUGCCCUCUGGAGCCCACCCUUGGGGGUCUGGACCUGUGAUGGCUGUGAAUGUGCCCCCAGCCUCAGAAGGCCCCCGCUGGGACUAACCACUAACCUCACUCUCAGCUGCCAUAGGCACUCCUGGCUGACCCUGAGCCAGCAAGCGUGACCCUAAGUCUAGCCUGGAGCCAGGGCUAGAAUGGUCAUUUCUUUGUGGGGUGCUGCCCGGGAGGGGCCAGACCCACAGGCUACUCAAAGGGCCUAGAGACCCCUCCCCAGGCAGGUGCUGCCCCAGGAGGAGCAUGUCCUGGAGACUGGGGACUGAGGUCUGUGUGGCCUCAGCCCCCCAACCCAGAACACCGCUUGCCUAAGGUGCUUUUGGCUUUAGUGUGUGACGUCUGCUGUGCUCCCUGCUGCAAGGGUCUGAAUUAGUUUCCAAAUCGGAACCUGGAGCCUCUCCCCGGCCCAGCCAGCCAGUAUGAGCUCUGGUCUGCGGGACAGGCAGCUACCAGCUAUGGGCCAGUGGAGCAGCAUGUGGUGGGAGGGGCAAGGCUGGGACCCUGUGGUAGUUGGUUUACAGACCUGUGGCCCUCCUGGAGCAACCUGGCAGCUACGGAUCCCAGAACCCCCUGGGCUUCAGCUCCCUCCCCCCAGAGGGGAGAGGGUCUACAUUGCUUUCCUUCCCAAACAACCCCUUUGUUUGUGCUGGUGUCUGGGACCAAAAGGAGUGGGCAGAGGACUCAAAGGGCCUAGGGGUCCCAAUCUGGGCAUCUGUAGCUCCUAAGCUUGACAGAACCUCAAUGCAGGGGACCCUGCCCUUGGCUCCAACUGAUCUGGUGCCAGGAACCUCUAGGGCCAUAGAGGCCCAGCUGCAGCCAGUCUGCCCACUGUGGGUAUGUUCCUGGCCUAAGGUCCAGAGGGCGGUAUGGGGCACCCCUACUUGGGUGCCUGGGUGUGCCCUGGGGCCUCUCAGAAGCACAAAUGCUGCCCCUUGGCCGUGAGCUGGCCACAAGGUGAAUGUAUAUAGCAUGAGAGGCGGGCACUGCCCGGACGUGGCUGUGAACUUGUGCUGUCUUGGGAGUCCUGACCGUCAUGUGCGUGCGUGCCCUCAUCUGUGACGUUUCACUCACCGAGGCUGAAGAAAGGAAGCAAGGGGAAGUGAAAAGGGGGUUCUCAUCCUGACCUCCGCGGAGGAGACGGCUCCUACCACUGUGGUUUGUUUCAUUUCGUUUCCUGAUUUCUGGGGUGCCACUUACCUAUUCAAUCCCAGUGGUCCCCCCACAUCCCCAAGGGGUAAGCAGUCCAGUGCCAGCUGCCUGUGAUUGGUCCCCAGUUCUCUUACCCAAGGGGACACUACAGUUCUGGUGGGUAACAAGGAGGGCUGAGCCACCCAAUGGAAGGAAGCCAGAUCCCUAGCCCAGCCCGGAGCAGGGGUGUGACUGGGAAAGCUGAUAGGACUGAAGGCUGCCACCCCAGCAAACGAGUUUAUGUGAGCAGUGGGAGAUCCUGGCCUGGAGCAUCCUUCAAGCCCUUUUCCCAGUGCCCGCCCUCCCACCCUAUAUCACUAUGCAAUUCCUGACCCUAGCUCCAAUGUCUGCCCUACCAGGUCCCAGCUCUGCCGGGCCCAGAAGGUGGAUGGUUAGCUCCUGGGCCACAGGUGACCAGGGUCUCUUUCUUUGUUUUUAAUCACAAGAGCGGUGUUCUGCACACUUCCUCCUGUAUAUGAUUUUGAGACAUUUGCCUCCCAGUUACUUCCCUCUGCCUGCAUCUGCCCCCAGUGGACAAUGUCAUCUGAAUCGAGCCAGCCCCAAGUUCCCCUCCAGCCUCCGUAGGGCCAUGGCUGUGUGUUACUGUUGCUGUGCUUUCAUUUUUAAACUGGGUUUGGGGUUUGAUUUUUAUUUUCUUUGGGGAACUUUAUUUUUCUUGGCAAAUAACUAAAGUUCUUGUCCAUGUAAUUUCUGUGGUCUCUAUUCAGCUUGAGUUUCAUGUUUUAAAAUAAACAAUUUUAAAAAACA